This is a messenger RNA of Megalopta genalis, 7630 nucleotides long. The record is from RefSeq and is a predicted model, not a curated record. Lineage: Eukaryota; Metazoa; Arthropoda; Insecta; Hymenoptera; Halictidae.
CGGCGGUAGAGAAACGAAUCUCAGCUUGUGAGAAGCUGAGCAGCAAGGACAUCGGAGUCUGGAGUAGCAAAGAUAAAUAAACACGUUUUGCAGCUAUGUAAUUCAGAUGGCAGUGAAAACGGUGUCCCAAAAAUUUACUAAGAGUCGAGCCCUCCUGCUUAUGGGAUAGAUCGGCGCGUCGCAGAAUGUAACAAGAGAUAUGGAAUUUAUAUGGCUAAAUCAACGCGUCGCGGUUUGUAACAGGAAAGAUACGAAAUUUAUGGACUAAAUCAACACGUCACAGAUUAUAACAGCAGAAAUACGAAACCAGUAUGACAAAAUCCAUACGUCGCGAGACAUGACAAUUAUGCACGCCAUUUUCAGAAGCAAGAUCUAGGGUCCAUCGACGAGAAGCGGGGGAGAUUGUCGAGCCGUCGAAUUACCACCGCGGACCGAUUACCGAUGCAUCGUCGACAGAAUCCGUUGGCUGUAGUUUAGCUCGCUCGAUCGAUUCUUUCCGUGGAGAUGGAUCGUUGGCACGCGCGCAGGCGAAUUCUCGAACAGGAUCUGUGGCCGUGGUUACUGCUAAUUUGGUUCGUCUUCGAUGGAAAUGAUCGUUUACCGAGCCUGUGUCGCAGCAUUGUACUUUUAGCAUCGGGUAAAGGCGGAAGAGGAGGAAGGAGACGGAAUCGAUGUACGAUGGAAAGCGACGAGAAGGAAAAGGAACGAGUCGUGGAAGAAGAAGAAAAAGAAGAAGAAGAAGAAGAAGAAGAAGAAGAAGGAAGGAAGAAGAGGGGAACGAGGAAGAGAAGGAAAAAGGACUACCCUCCGAGGAUCACGCAAGCGCGCAGUCGCCCGUCUGCUCGCUGACUACUCGAAACUCUGCCGCGCUCCGAGAUGCAUAUAUCCCCCACCGUGACCUAGCCUAUUAUCUCCCACCCUGGCCGACCCAACCGGUAAUUUAACGUUCCGACGACCGACCACCGACGACCGAUCGCCGAGAAUGACGAUACAGAUGCAACUUACAGGUGUAAGCAGGCAUCGCUGGCCGAGUCGAAUUAUACGCUGCCAAAUUUCAACUAUCUUGCAAAAAUUAAGCGGAUCCACCUGGGGAGAUUCUUGUGUCUCGAGUGCACCGGAGCGUGUUACGAAUAACGUGGCGGGCAAGGAAGAAGCACGUAAAAGGAUCCUCGUUGGCACGUGCCAGGAUGCGGUCCGUCUCGUCGAGUAUGCUACACGUUUUAUCGAUCGGCUUACUUUGGUAUACGUACGCGCGUACAGUGUACCUGGCCCGAUCAAAAAAUACAUGAGCGAGAUCCUCGAGGUUUGGGAAAACGUUCGACGAGGGAACGAGCUCUCUUCCCACGGUGCUGCUUGUUCGAAAAGGGGACGACGAUGGUACGCGAUCGACGGUUUAACGCGAGGGGGUGUAAUUUCCUUGCACAGACCGAGACAGUGCUCGAGAAGAAUAUCGGUGACGAAUAUCGUUCGCAGCAUUCGUGCGGGUUCCAGAGCAUGGGGCAGGGACACCGUAGAAAGUAUAUAGUUGGACAGGAGGCGUCCAGGAAGGAAGUGUCGCGGUCGCUCUUCCGGGCAGCUGCUCCGUAUAUCGGCGUAUAGGUACUAUGUGGCCGUACCUCGAUCGUGCGUCGGUUUCUGCUUAUGAACGAGAGCGUUUCGAGAAGAGAUGUUUCGGAAGAACGAUACAGCGAUCGACGGACGAACAGCAAUUAUUUGCGUAGAAAGAAAAGUAAUUUCUGAUUCGGAAGAGGGUCGAGACCGUGAAGAAAUUGUUACGGUAUCACGUGCUAGACGAAGGGAAGGAGAUCGAUUGAUCGCGAGUCAGGUCGACGUGCCUGCCACUUAUCUCGUUACAAAUUAAGACGAAGAUCACAUCGAAAGUAGCAUACCGGAUGUGAGGUUCCAUCGACUUUUCCUCGAACGAACGAACGAACGAACGAACGAACGAAUAAACGAAAGAACGAACGGUUGGUAAUAUUCUACUGGAAGCACUUUAAGAUUUUAUGAGAAGGCUGUCGUCCUGGUAACUUUCAAUUUUGGAAGAAGGAACGAGAGAAUAUGAAGAGAACGACGAAGAAAGGGUGAGGGCGAGGAGGAGGAGGAGGAGGAGGAGGAGGAGACGAGAGCAAAUUUAUUAGAAAGAAGAAAUAAUACCGCGUAACGCGAUUACCACAGGAACAAAACAGCAAUUACGGAUGGGGAAGAAACCACACGGAAAGCAGUCUCCCUUACGAAUUGAACCAUCCGUAGGUUGACACAGUGCCAUCGAAUGCUCGGCUGGAAAUGGGUGUCUCCUUGGGGAGACGAAGCGAUUCGUGAUUACUGCACAGAAUCGGAACACGGAGACCUAUCGCGCGGGCUUUCAUAGCUUCGAUUCUCGCAACCGCAGAAACUUUUCGAAGAAGUUUGAAACAUUCUCUCAUGCAACGAUCUCGAAAGAUAUCUGAUUCGCAAAAUGCAGCGAGCAGCAGUCGCCCAAUUUUCGACCACCGUGGGACCUUGCUCCAUCCGGGUAUGCUGUUACGCCAAUGGCGUUACCGAAGACGUCACGCCAUGCACCUUUAGCUCGGAGCCUCGAAGACGCGUGCGUUCGUAAGACCCGUGACGUCAUCGUGAAAACGUCAGAAGGAAGCAGGUUGCAUCGAUGUCGCGGCUGGGUCGUAGGUUCGGUUAAGGUGCGCUCGUAGCAAGGGGCAAGCUCCAUUCACCAAGAUGUAUCUUUGGACGCGUGCCACCGAACAAUGCUCGUUUCUUAGAGGGGGCACAAAGAAACCAUGGAAAGCAAACACAAAGACGAUCGAGCGCACCGAUCUUUGCACUUGCUCCCGAACGGAAGCCGGUGCUUGCACCCGGAGCGUUUCGGCCGGCAGUUUCUUCCACGGAGAUAAUUGCAUCGAUCCGGGGGUCGAUGCACCUUUUUACCUAUUACGGGUAUCGUCGAAACGGUCGUUCGACGCGCGGCUACCUGUUAUCGUUCGAGCAAAUUAGGGGAAGGAGAUCGCGAGAAAUCGGUGUUCCCGAGAGCCAUUAGGCGGUGACAGCGGCGGUGGAAGAUGAAACAGAGCUUUUUUCCUGGAGGAUUCGACGCGAAAGAGGAAAUUAGGGGGUAGCGAGAACAGAAGUACGGUGAACAAAUCAGUGACGAUGACGGUGGGCGAUGGUGUCUAGACGUAGCCGGUGCCGUCGCGUCGUCGUGGAUGUCGUUGACGUCGUCGCACUGACUCACUCGACGCCGGCAUCCAACGGAAAGCGUCGGCGAUGCCAACGAUUUUGGAAACGAAGAGAUCGAUCACGGUUGGAAAUGGCCUGCCUUUACAUCGAUCGACUGAAGCGUGAUUUUCAACGAGCCCACCGUUUCGGUCAACGCGCGAACAACGGCGAAGUCUGGUGUCCUCUAUCGUCGAUAAAUCGUCUUUGCAAUUAUAAGUGCGAAGACGCACCCGAAGUCUCUACGAACGCGAGCAUCUCGGUGAAAUUCAAUCCAGCGGUACCGAAAAUUUUUGCCAUCGGCUUGCAUCCCGAUCGUCGAGACACGAGGAAACGUUACUUUUCGCUGAUCACCAUCAAGGAACUCUUGAAGCGAUACCUGGCCUAUCUUGUUCGAAGAUAUCGAAGCUAUUUCCGCUCUCCUUCGAAGCUUGUUCGCGAUGAAAAUUGCCACCGGAACGCGUGCGCGUUCGGCUCCUUCGUUUCCAUCGUCUCAAAAUGUUCGAAAGAGUUCGCCAACAAAAAUAUAUGGGAUACGGACAAGGAAUCGAGCCGUGCAACUCUACGGUGUAAAUGCAAGCACCGUGGAUCACCGAACGGAAGACCACGCGACGCGCAAGCUUUCUCGAGAAGCGUCGCGAGACCAAAUUUUCCCGACGAACGGUACAUCGAACAUCCUCGAGAUCGUCGAAACGCGAGGAAUAAGGAUCGCCGUUGCGGUCGCACGGUCGAGGAGGUAAACUCGAAAGACGGCCGAUCGAGUUCGAGAAUCGAUCGCACCGUUUCGUCCAGCCGAUCGAACGCUUCCGGGGACGCGCGUUUCGAGCACGAAGAUUCGCCGAUUUCUGUAACGAAGAGAAGCGUCGGCGUUCAGACGUCGAGAAAAAGCGACGCUCGUCGCAAGGAUCGUCGAAAGAAAAUAUGCGGGAGAAACCGGAAGGAAAGAUCCGCUCCGAUUUCGACGAAAACGCCGUUUCCCCGAGACGUCGAAACCAUUUUCAAGGCUAACAGCGAAGACUUCGAUUGGGAGGACAGCAACUUGAACCUGGAUCCGUGGGGAACCAAGGGGAAGCGUCGCUCGAACGCGUCGAUCGACGAAAACGGAAGCGGAAACUCGGAAACUCGGAAACUCUCCGAAGCACGGUAUUCGAGAAGCGAGGGUGAUCGCGAUUCGGCGACGAUCCAUUGGAAAUGCGCGAAACGGGACCGAUCGGUCGCAACGAUCCGAACGAUUUUAACGAACGAGUGCCACGAUAUGGAACCGUCGGAGACCGAAAUUUCCAAGGAAGUACAGGUCGACGAGAAUCGAGCUCCUUCGAACGCCAGCGGAGUCGUUCUCCUCGCGAAUUCGAUCGAAGUGGAAGACAAGUCGUCCGAAACGAUAAUUCUCGGCAAUAUAAAGAAGCGACUGGAGGAGGACUACGACGAUUAUUUUUCGUUCGACGAGUACGUUAUGGAAGACGGUUUCGACGUCUCCGAAAGAUUCGCCGAACCGACUCCGAGCAUCGAUCGGACCUCUUCCGAUGGCACGAUCCACUACAGCAUGGCCGAGGACGCGUCCGACGCGGCAACGUGGACGAGGAAAGACGAGGAAUCGCCGAGCGGACGUCGGAAACCAAAGCGUUCGGAGGAAAAUUCGAAGUACUCGUUCUCCGUUCGCUGUAUCGAUUCCAGUUCGAGUCGCUCGCGAAGCAGCUAUUACACCCUGUCGCAGGAUCGAGAUUGCUCCCAAUGUUCGUCGACGGAGUUCUGUUCGGCGAGCAACGAUUCCUUCUCGAACUUCUCUCGCGUCGGUUCGAAUUUCUACCUACCGACGAUCCUUGGAACGCAUCCGCUGAACACCUUCGAGACGCGCAACCGCGCGCACGAAAUCUCGCCUUUAUCGACUUCUUCCCCGUACGAUUUUUUACUUAAAAGCGAUCCGAUCCUUCGAAGCAGCGGCGAAAGUCUCGACGAGGCGACGGUCGAUUCGCGUCUGGCACGGAUUCGUCGACGUCGAUCGAGUUCCACGAAGAACGCGUUCAAGAUGGUGUCGGAGUCGUUCGAUUCCGGGGUGCUGUUGACCGAUUGCUCCCGCGACCAUAUUCUUUGCGUUAGAGAUUCUUUAAAGAUUGGUCGCGCGGGACGAAACUGUCGCGCGACGGAACCGAAUUUACUGCCGACUUACGACUUCGGUUCGAACAGCAGCUACUCGGACGAGUCGUUGGACCGACGGCUGGACGUCGUCGUGAAACAAUUCACCGACAACCUGGUAUUGACCGAAAGGAAGGUGCGGCUGAAAUUGAGGCGACUGGAGAAACCGUCGAGGUCCAGGCAACGAAGAAGACGGCAAGGCAACGAGUCGAGGAGGCAACGACAUAUACCUGCUAUUCGCCGAAAGGAUUACCGGAAAAUAUCGAUCGACGCGAAGGAAAGUUUCCAGGAUAGUCGAAGAACGAAGUCUGGCGACGAGUAAAGACAUCCUUUGGACGAGGGACAAAGCAAUUUUCGGCUUCGGAAGCAAUCGGGUUCCACUACCCUGACGUAAAAUAAAAAACCAAAGGCUGCGCCUCUUGUAAAAACGAUUUCGAGCGAACGACGGCGGAUCCUGUUCCCGCAAAUUCGAUGCAGUUGCAAAUUUCGGAUGCUGCAAAAUUAUUCGCUCCUACGACACGAUCCUUUCGCGUUCGAACGCUUUUUGCUCGUUCGCGACGACGUCGUCGUUCGCUUUAAGAUCGUUCGUUUCCGUUCCCAUUAUUUCCGACGGUUUAUACGUAAAACGAUCGGUCGCCCCACGGUGACCAGCUCCGCCAUCGCCGUUGUGUCGCGCGAGUGCACGAGGCUAAGAAGAACUGUUCUUUAAUACUCGAGUCGGAGAUAUUUCUUCCAAGAAAUCCAGCGCGCAACGACGAAGGUUCGAGGAACGUGCUUCUCGAAAGCUUUUACAGUUAUUAUCCCACAGAUGUUCGCCGUUUACAAGGCAUCGAGGCGAUAUUGUGGUACCGUAUAGCGCACGCAAUAGCUGGGGAUUGUUUACCUAAUGAUAAAAGCACCGUGCUCUGUUUGCCGGGCCAUCUUUCUAAUGCGAUGUCCGACCCUCUGCUGCUACCGCUGUAACAUUUUAUUCUUUCUUACGCAACCCGAAGCGAUCCGCGAGUACAUUUUAUCGCCUCGCCGAAAUAUCCAUCGAUUCGAACGGUUUCUCGAUAUUGCCGCCUCCGUUUGCGCCACGGAUCGAAACCGUUUGCGAUCGAUGCGAAAGAUCGAUUCUUUGCUCGUCGUCUGUAAUUGUAAUUAACGCUUGCGAUAGGAGAGAGAAAUUUAGUUUCUAAAACGUUGCUCCGUUUCGGAAGAUGUCGGGAUAUUUCGAACGGCGACCGUCCAUCGCAUCGGACGCGGUGGACAAUUUUCGUAAUGGAUCGAUUAACGGUGUAUCGUACUUUCGGAAAUUUUAUUGCACGUAUACACCGGAAUAUCGCACACGUACGCCUCCUGGCACGAACACAGAGGCGCGGAUAGAUACGUAGGACGCGCCAAAAGGGGGAGCUUCCCACGGGAGAAAGCGAUUCUGAAAAUUCUUCGAAGACACGUCGAUAAAGGUCUAUGGUGCUAUAUGCUCGAGAGAGCCCCUCUUACACGCUCGCUCUUGGCCGCUUUCUUUCUCGCACACUUUCUUAUCCAGCGCGCUCGGGAAAUUGUAUUUCAGCCCGGCGAAUAGCAAAGCGAAGAUGACAAAGUCGCGAAGAAAAAUUGCGAAAUUGCUUCCUGCAGCGGCGCACCGAGAUAUUUCGAAGGUCUAUCCGUCGAUCGAUCCCUAGGAUAGAGAGAUAAAAACGGGAGCUACCGGAACAAAGUUCCUCUUACAGGUUUCGCCUACCGAACGUAUCUUUCCGCGGAUCGUGUUCGCAUUUUUUUCCAAAUCGUAUUACGAAUUCCGGGUACGCUUUUACGCGACGAACGUUCGAACGUACGAUACUGAUGCGGAGAGCGAAUGCUCCAAACGUUUCGUUCGAUCGUUAUUAACGUAUAUCGUAGGAACGACGUCCCGUUGUUAUUUCGUAUCGUAGCGGAAUCGAUGAAAAUUCUGCGGUACGGUGGAAAAAACUCGAUUAUCCCGGAUAAACGGAGCGACGCGAAUGUUCGGAUAACGAAACAGUUGCUUAGUCAAAUUGGUGGACUCGAUCUUUAUUGGUUUAUACGGCAAAUCGUUGUGCAUACGGGUUAAUUUAGAUCGUGCCGAUUACGUAGGAAACGCGUUUAAAUAAUAGAAAGUUACGACCGGACCGUGGAAGUUUAUGCGCGAUAAAUAUGUUAAAUUCGUACGACAUUUAUGCACGGAGAAUUUGCAAAAUCUGCAAAGUAUGUAGGUUUGUGUAACGCGUGGUACAACGAGAGUAGAGCGUGGAUUUUUACGCGAAAUAAAAAUUGUUCGCAUUUAUUAGGA